UCCAACGUCCCUCUUCCCUCCUCUGCGACUACUACGUCUUUGUUCUUCUUCCCCCGCCUUUCUUUCCUUUCUCUGCAUAAUUUUCUGUUUCAGUUUGCUAAAUUCUUGAUUUUCCACCUCUCUCUGCCUCUGCGUGAUUGAAGGUCACCAAGAACGCGGGGAAGGAUUCACGGUCCUUGUUUGAAUCUCUCUCGUUCGGAUUCUUGAUUUCUUUGAAGAUAUUUUCCGUUGUGAAUCGCAAGAAUCAUAGUUUGUCGAGUUAUGGACCAGCGGCGGUUUUUUAUUGGAGUUCUCUUCGUUUCUGGCAUCUUUGUUCCCGCAUUCGGCGAUCCUCCGGGAUUUCUUAGUAUAAUAUGCGGAGGUGAAGCCUUUGUGGAUCUCAGGAACAUCUCUUGGACGUCCGAUUCUGCUUACGUGGCGACCGGCAAUGCGACGGCUGUUCGUGUUGCGGAGCCGAACGUCCUGACGUCCUCUUCUAGUGUCCCACUGCGUUUCUUUCCGGACACGUCGGAUGAUCGGAAAUGCUACCGGAUUCCGCUGCAGAACUUGUCAGCCGAGCGGAUUCUGGUCAGGAGCCGGUUUUACUACAAGAACUAUGAUGGCUUGAGGAGGCCUCCCUAUUUCUUUGUUUCUCUGGGAACAGCUAAGGUUGCUACGGUGAAUCUCAGUCGCUCGGAUCCAUGGGAAGAAGAGUUCGUAUGGCCGGUGUUGAAGGACACCCUGCCUCUUUGCUUGCUUCCUAUUCCGGGCGGUGGAUUUCCUGUAAUCUCCUCCCUAGAAGUCCGCCCGCUCCCGCCAGGUGCUUACAAAGACGGUACGGGCAGCUUCUCAAACAAAACACUGAGGAAGAAAUUCAGGGUCAAUUGUGGAUCGGCCAAUCGCUCCGUAAGGUAUCCAUUAGACCAGUAUGACCGUAUAUGGGAUGGUGAUCAGGAUUUCUCCCCGUCACAUUUGGCUGCCGGUCUCGACAUCCAGUUGGGAUUCAACGUCUCAAGAGUUAAAGAAGCACCGCCACUUCGCGUGCUUCAGUCAGCAAGAGUUCUCGCUCGCAAGGAUAUUUUGAAUUAUACGUUUAUAAUUGAGAAGACAGCGGAUUACUACCUCAUCCUCUAUUUUGCUGGUAUAAUUCCUGUUUCAUCAUCGUUCAGUGUUUUGAUAAAUGGGAACGUCGUGAGGGCCAACUAUACUGUGGCUAGUUCAGAAGUGAGUGCUCUUUCUAUACAACGGAAAAGUAUAUCGAGCUUAACUGUCGAGCUUCGAAACAGCAGCUACUAUCCUCUUGUAAAUGCUAUUGAGAUUUAUGAAGUUGUUGAAAUCCCUCCAGAGUGCUCAUCAACUACCGUAUCUGCUCUUCAGAUUAUCUACGAGUCUAGUGGCUUAAAUUUGGGUUGGGGAGAUGAUCCGUGCUCUCCAACGGUGUGGAAACGUGUCGGAUGCCAAGGGAGUCUCCUUGUUUCGCUGGAUCUCUCUGAUAUAAACUUAAGAGUUAUCGGUCCUACAUUCUCUGAUUUGCUCGAUCUCCUCUCAUUAGAUUUGCAUAACGCUUCGCUUACUGGACAAGUAGAGAACCUGGGAAGUUUACAACAACUCGAGACCUUGAACCUGAGCUUCAAUGCGCUCACUUCCUUUGGCUCUGAGUUCUCCACAUUAUUUAACCUUCAGACUCUGGAUUUGCAAAACAACAGUUUAGAGGGGACCGUUCCAGAUAUACUGGGAAGUUUACAAAACCUUCACCUUUUGAAUUUGGAGAAUAAUAAGCUUCAUGGGCCAUUACCUCAGUCUUUGAACAAACAAAGUCUCUUAGUGAGAACAUCAGGAAAUGUGUGCCUUGGAUUUCGUCCUCUUACAUGUUCAACUGCUCCAACAAUUCCAACACCAGAGUUCACAGUUGUGAAGAUCAAAAAACAUCAUAAGCACAGCUGGAAAGCAAUUAUUAUUGGUUUAUUUUCUGGAGCAAUAAUUUCCUUGGUGAUCAUUGCCAUUUCAGCUUUCCUGUGCAGAAAAAGGAAAAAAUCUGAGAGUGCUAUUGGUUCAACUGCAGGUGCUCAAUAUCUGAAUUGGGAUGAAACAGUAACUUUCUCAUAUAACGAGAUUAAAACAGCAACAAACAACUUCAAAAAAACCCUAGGCCAUGGGAGUUUUGGAUCUGUCUACCUAGGAAAGCUUCCUGAUGGAAAACAAGUUGCAGUAAAAGUAAAAUAUGACCAGACACAACUUGGAUCAGAAUCCUUUUACAAUGAGGUUGCUCUUCUGUCUCAAGUUACCCAUCCCAAUCUUGUUUCAUUGGUAGGAGUUUGCCAUGAACAUAAGCAACAAAUUCUUGUUUAUGAAUAUGUACCUGGUGGAUCUCUUGCAGAUAACCUAUAUGGUUCAAACAGUAGGAGGAUAAGAUUGAAUUGGAUUCGAAGGUUGAAAAUUGCAGUUGAUGCUGCAAAAGGAUUGGAGUACCUGCACAACCAAAUGAACCCUAGAUUCAUACAUCGUGAUGUGAAAAGCAGCAACAUUCUUUUGGACCUUGAUAUGAAUGCAAAACUCUCUGAUUUUGGCCUUUCCAAGCAAGUAUGCCAGGGUGACUCGAGCCAUAUUUCUACUGGCGUGAAGGGAACUGCUGGAUACCUCGAUCCAGAAUAUUAUUCCACGCAGCAGUUGACUGAAAAGAGUGAUGUGUAUAGCUUUGGGGUCGUUCUUUUGGAGUUAAUCUGUGGAAGAGAACCUCUGAACCAUUCUGGUGCCCCGGACUCUUUUAAUUUGGUCUUAUGGGCAAAGCCUUACCUUCAGGCUGGCACUCUUGAGGUUGUCGACGAGAACUUGAAGGGCAGUUUCGAUCCACAGAGCAUGAAAUUAGUGGCUUUAGUUGCUAUAAGGUCUGUAGACAGUGAGGCAUCGCGAAGGCCCACAAUGGCAGAGGUGCUGGCUGACCUCAAAGAAGCUUACAGCAUCCAGCUUGCCUACAUUUCUGCUUCUGGGCAGUCUCCUUGAUAGCUUUCCUUCUUAGCUCACUAAAUUUUUCUUACCUUCUCUCUCUUUCCAAUUCGUCGAUGUUUUGAAAUGCUUGCUGCAGUGAGUGCAUCAUCAAAAGCAUAUGUAAUAUAACCUGUUGAUGUAACAAAUGGGUGUUGUGUUGCUUGAUAAAUAAAUGUAUUGUUUGUCUA
This is a messenger RNA of Nymphaea colorata (pocket water lily), 3152 nucleotides long. Its product is annotated as probable LRR receptor-like serine/threonine-protein kinase At5g48740. The transcript has 16 exons. Gene Ontology annotation, molecular function: ATP binding; protein kinase activity; protein binding. The record is from RefSeq and is a predicted model, not a curated record. Lineage: Eukaryota; Viridiplantae; Streptophyta; Magnoliopsida; Nymphaeales; Nymphaeaceae. Gene Ontology annotation, biological process: protein phosphorylation. Bases 262 to 2979 code for a protein of 905 amino acids.